Carica papaya (papaya) is the source of this 780-nucleotide messenger RNA. RefSeq names its product transmembrane protein, putative (DUF1218). The record is from RefSeq and is a predicted model, not a curated record. Lineage: Eukaryota; Viridiplantae; Streptophyta; Magnoliopsida; Brassicales; Caricaceae.
AUGGCAGUAACUCACGCCGAUCUCGCUCCCACUCGCCGGAGCACCGACCUCGGCAGCAAAACGGGGACUCUUCUCAUCAUCUUCACCAUUCUCUCCGGCGUCCUCUGCUUCGUCCUUUGCCUCAUAGCCGAAGCCACCAGGUCCCAGGCAACAUGGGAAAGAAAUGGCGGGAAACACGAGUGUAUUUACGGUGGAAGCGGGAAGACGCCAUUGUUGUGUGGCGCGGUGGCGUUCGUGGGAUUAGCAGUUUCCAUGGUGGUGGAACAUGUUUAUAUGUUAAUUGCUAUUGCCAAAUCGCCGCCUGCUGCUCUGUUUCCCUCCGAAAACGACGUCGUAUUUCGCGGCUCUGGUACCGUCAGGGCUCUUUCUCUGCAGGCUGCCUUCUUCUUCUUCUCCACUUGGAUUUGUUUUGGGGUUGGAGAGAUAUUGUUGUUGAUCGGAUUGAGUGUGGAGUCAGGGCAUUUGAACAAAUGGGACAGGCCAAGACCCGGUUGCUUGGCAAUCAAGCAAGGCUUGUUCUCGGCGGCCGGAGUUUUUUCUCUGCUAACGGUUUCUCUCGGCGCCGGUCUAUACUUCACUGCACUACGCGCACAAAGAUUGUCACGGCAAAUGGAAACCGUAAGGAAUGAAGUGUUAGAAGCCUCUGUCCUCUAUGCAUCUCCCCCGACAUCACCGGCAAUUCGAAUCGAGGCCGCUCCGAGGGAAAACCCGAUACUUCGAGAUCGAGAAUUGCCUCCGUUGAUUUUUAGCAAGGAAACAAAUACGAUUUCAAUGCAAUAG